Durusdinium trenchii is the source of this 1173-nucleotide messenger RNA. Lineage: Eukaryota; Dinophyceae; Suessiales; Symbiodiniaceae. The record is from the annotation of a GenBank genome assembly.
AGCCUAGCCUUUACCCAUCUCGAGACACCCAUCUCAAGAGGGCAAUGGCGUGCAAGUCUGAAGGCCCACGUUGUGCCGUGCUGGAUGUCCGUUUGGAAGGCGCACAAAAGCUUGUGGGCAGCUGGUUGAAGGCUGUGCGACAGGCUGUGGAGUGCGAGCCUCUGAACAUGUCGAUUAUUUCCGUGCACAAUGACUAUUACGUGUCACGCUUGACUCUGGCCAGCAGUCAGGCACAGGUAACCAAGGCCUUGGAUGACUUGGAGCAGGAGUGCGUGCUGCGGCCUAUGGGUCUGGCAUGGCCAGGUCUUGCGCCCGAACAUGUUGCAGGAGUGCCUCAGGGACUGCCUGUGCCGUCUUUCGGAAAGAAGCGGAAGGCGUCCGAGCGCGGCCGGCUGUUCGCCAUUGGAGAGGAUGCAGCGCUGGCAGCCUUGCGUUCGGCUGGUCAAGCACUUGCUGCAGAGGUGGACGAUGUUGUGGGUCUACUGCAGUACUGGACCACAGAUGCCGGGAGGUUCUUCCCAGUUGCCGAAAAGGUGGUGAAAUCUCUACCAUCAAAGGUCACUUUGGAGGUUGUGGUGGCAACUGAAGAUGAGAACGAAGCCAAGGUCAAACUUUUGCAGCAGGAACUCUCUUCUAAGGUUGUGCUUGAACGGCUUUCGCUAGAGGAUGCGGCUGUGGUGGGCAAGGUCUUGGAACCGUUGUGUUCCAGCUGGCCUUUGCAACUGCAACUACCCAAAGGCGCAUCCCUGGCUUUGCGUGCACGUCCAGCAGUACUCUUACAGCGGCGUCGGGCGCCACAAGGAACACCCUGCAUCCAGAUUCUGUCAGAGGUGCCUCCGGGUCGAUUGAGUGGCGAGCUCCUUUUUGGAGCACCGUUGUUGCUGGAAGUUAAUCUUGGCUCUUGCACGCAGGAUGCUGAUCAGAUGAAGGCCCUUGUGGCAGAUUUGGGCAGCAACUUCCUGGUUGCCUCGGGACAACUUCAGCCAGUGUGCCUUCAAGCUACCAGGUGCCGCCAUUUCUAUGCCAUCUAUGCAUGCGAAGGUCAGCUGUUCUUACACGGCCUGGCAGCAGAGACAUGGCAAUCUUCUGCAUUGUGAGGGUGGGGUUCGGUCAGGGGACUUUCGCUGCGAAUUGGGUAUCGCAUGGGAAAAGUGCAAAGGAAAGGGAGCCCAC